Molecule: messenger RNA, 381 nt
Organism: Tricharina praecox
Lineage: Eukaryota; Fungi; Ascomycota; Pezizomycetes; Pezizales; Pyronemataceae
Exons: 2
Coding region: 1-381 (126 amino acids)
Source: RefSeq, a predicted model, not a curated record
AUGUGUCAUUCAGAUGCUCUCGUUUGCCCUGAGCGCACAUGUUCGACCCUCGGGCUACGUCACGCGCGGCCGCGCCCUGAAGAGUCGCUACUCUCCGCCGAUCUUCGGGCCUGCUGCUGGCUGCUCUCUGCGGAGUUCUCGCCGCAGUACCAGGACAGGGCGCGCAGGGAAGACGGCGAAUGGCGAAUGGCGAACGGCGAAUGGCGAACGGCGAAUGGCGAACGGCGAAUGGCGAACGGCGAAUGGCGAACGGCGAAUGGCGAACGGCGAACGGCGCGUUUUUCCCCGGACCAGACCUUCGAAGGCACCGACGCACCGUCGGCGAGUCGGCGGAUUUUCUGCCCGAGUGACUAUGAGUAUAGCAUCGCCGCCGGAGAGUGA